Molecule: messenger RNA, 1857 nt
Organism: Nothoprocta perdicaria
Lineage: Eukaryota; Metazoa; Chordata; Aves; Tinamiformes; Tinamidae
Gene: PPCDC
Product: phosphopantothenoylcysteine decarboxylase
Exons: 6
Coding region: 71-703 (210 amino acids)
Biological process (GO): coenzyme A biosynthetic process
Cellular component (GO): phosphopantothenoylcysteine decarboxylase complex
Molecular function (GO): FMN binding; phosphopantothenoylcysteine decarboxylase activity
Source: RefSeq, a predicted model, not a curated record
CAUCGGGCCCUGUGGGUGCUGAAGGCGGCGGCGGCGGUUCCGUGCUCGCUCCGGCGGUUUUGGUCGGACCAUGGAGCCUCUGCCGCCUCCGGAUGCGCAGUUUCCUUCCGAAAAGAGCUUGUCCGUGCCACAGAAGAAAAUCCAUGUCCUGGUGGGAGUGACUGGCAGCGUGGCUGCCCUGAAACUGCCUCUUCUCGUCUCCCAGCUGCUGGAGAUCCCUGGGCUUGAGGUGAAGGUGAUCACUACUGAGAGAGCAAAGCAUUUCUACAACACCCAGGAGAUUCCUGUCACCCUCUACAGCGAUGAUGAUGAAUGGCAGCUGUGGAAAGGCCGAUCGGACCCAGUCCUGCACAUUGAGCUCCGGCGCUGGGCUCACCUCAUGCUGGUGGCCCCUCUCGACGCCAACACACUGGCCAAGCUGGCGAAUGGCAUCUGUGACAACCUGCUGACCUGUGUAAUCCGUGCUUGGGAUCUGAGCAAGCCGCUGCUUUUCUGCCCGGCUAUGAACACAGCCAUGUGGGAGCAUCCGCUCACAGCUCAGCACGUGGAGCAGCUCAAGGGCUUUGGCUACACCGAGGUCCCCUGCGUGGUGAAGAAGCUGGUGUGYGGAGAUGAAGGUCUAGGUGCCAUGGCCGAAGUGGAGACCAUUGUGGAGAGUGUGAGACGGAUCCUUGCGGAAUGCGUCCUGCCAAGGCAGAGCUGACCACUCAGCAUGUGGACUACAUUAAUUCCCCUCUGUGAUGAUCUGAAGGUGAAACCAGUGGGAAGCAGAGUGGUGAUGAUGUGUCCGUCAGCCAGGGGAGUGUGCUGGUUGUGCUCCAGCUGGUGCAGAACUGAAGUGCAAUGCAUCRUUGCAGAGUCUUCAAAACCAAAGCCGAGAGCAUGUGUCUUUAGUGUGGGAAAACUUUGGUGGUAUCUUACGGAGAGGGAGAAAUAUUCCACUAGUCAUCCCCAAGUACUUCAUGCACAGCCGCUUCCUAGGAGCACAACGACUUGCUGGCAUGUCCUGGAUCCAGCAGUUCCCCCAAGGAUGGUUAGAGAGGAGGUGAUGUCAAAAGUGCUGCUAAUGGGGAUAAUACCAAUCCCUUCCAGCACAUCAGUAUGGGGAUGGUGAUAGAUCAGUAGUCCUCAGAGCCUGGUCCAAUGAAGCUGUGUUGGCUUCAGCUUUCCAGCAGGAAUCACUAUCCAAAAAACGUCUUCUCUCUGGGAACUUAAUAAAAGAGAAAUUUUAAUUCUGCUGCUAAAGAAUUGCCUCUUGUAGCUGUUUGGAGGGGGUUGUGCUUAGCCGAUGCUGUGUUUUGAUCAGAUAUGGGAAAGAACAUGACUGAAAGAGGCUGUCUGGUUUCUGAAUUAGCCUUUGCCCUUUUGUAACUGUGGCCUGGAGGGGGUGCAGAUGUCAUCUGUGGGCCAAAAUGACACCUGGAUGCUUGUCAAGAAGCAAGCAGGCUGGGCACUGGUCAUAAGGGUGGAUGUUUGCAAGGCAGGGAAGGAAAACUUUUCCUCUUACUGUCCUUAUCAGCUUGAACAUUUACUGGCAUGGAAAAAAGAAAAGGAAAUCCCAUGCCUGUGGGCCAGACCUGCUUCUCCUUGGAGCCAUGAUCCUGCCCCAGGKGAGGAGGAGAGUGAGCUGGGAUUGUUGGGUACCUCAUCAUGGAUAAGCACUGCUGCCUAGAAAGUUUAUUUUUUAACCAGACCUAGUCAAAAGUAAGGAUUUCAGUACAGAAUGUGCAUCCUGCGUAUGGGGGACAACCUUCAAACUGCUGAGCACAAGGGAAGAGGUUAUCUGGGUAUGUUUGCUUCCCUUAUCUAUUCUGCAUAAAUAAAAGCCUCUGAACUUUCCCAUUUUUGGCUCUUUCA